AUGAAGACCACCAACACCCUCGUGCUCUUGGCUGCCGCCAUUGACAGCUCCCGCGCGGCUCCCGCCCCGAAUACGGGGUUGAAGUUCAGCGCCGAGACAACCCACGUGUCUAGCCCCCAUGUUGUUCACGAUAUGCGGCGCGUCGUACGCAAGUUCCUCGACCAGGCUACCGUGAAGGCUUUACAGUCGGCCGUCCUGAGCGAACGAGGAGAGAAUGGCACCGUCGUCACCAUCCCCGAGCCCAAUGACGAAGGCGUGGACAACCUAUACCUCACCGAGGUCAGCAUCGGAACGCCUCCGCAGAAGCUCAUGCUCGACUUUGACACAGGGUCCAGCGAUCUAUGGGUAUUCAGCAGCGACACCAGCGCCAGCCAGGUCAAGGGCCAGACGCUCUACAAACCCAGCGGCAGCUCUUCCGCCAAGCGGCUGGAUGGACAGAAGUGGUCCAUCCACUACGGCGAUAACAGCACCUCCAGCGGCAUCGUAUACUCUGAUAUCGUCACUAUAGGCGGCGUUUCGGUAGAAAACCAGGCCGUCGAGUCCGCCCAGCAAGUGUCAGAGUCCUUCAGCAGUGAUAGGCAGAACUCGGGCCUCCUCGGCCUUGCCUUGGACAAGGGCAACACGGUCCGCCCGAGCAAGCAGAAGACAUGGUUCUCCAACAUCAUGCCCCGGCUGUCCGAGCCUCUCUUCACCGUGCGGUUGAGACACCAGGCCAGUAAGUCAUCCCUGCCCCGACGUCCUCCUGUUCCUACCGCCAUGUUGGUGGCUUCGCUAACGCCACUCGCAGAGGGCUCUUACAACUUUGGCUACAUUGACGAGUCCCAAUACUCUGGCCCCAUUAGCUACACGCCCGCGUCGACCGACGAGCUUGGCCACCGGCUCUUCCAGUCUACCGGCUUUGCUGUCGGCAACGGCAAUUUCAAGAAACACACCAUCACCGGCACCGCAGACACUGGUACAUCGCUUCUCAUCCUCCCUCUGGGGGUUGCCAAAGCGUACUGGGAUGCUGUUCCCAGCGCCCAGCCAGCUCGCCUCCCGCAAAAUGCCGGUUACGUUUGGCUCUUCCCGUGCGACACUACCCUGCCGGACUUUGUCUUUGCCGUUGGUUCGGGGAGAGUGACUGUCCCCGGCAAGGACAUCAACUACGCCAAGAAUGAAGGCUCUAGCUGCGUGGGCGGCAUUGCAUACUACAGUGGCCUGAAUGGCCUGGCCAUCUUUGGUGAUGUUUCUCUCAAGUCUGCGUUUGUCGUCUACGACGAUGGCCAGAAUCGUCUCGGUUGGGCCAAGGGCCUGUAG
Messenger RNA from Metarhizium robertsii ARSEF 23, 1296 nucleotides. RefSeq names its product Peptidase aspartic, active site protein. Gene Ontology annotation, molecular function: aspartic-type endopeptidase activity. Gene Ontology annotation, biological process: proteolysis. Bases 1 to 1296 code for a protein of 431 amino acids. NCBI's taxonomy places the organism in Eukaryota, Fungi, Ascomycota, Sordariomycetes, Hypocreales, Clavicipitaceae. The transcript has a single exon. The record is from RefSeq and is a predicted model, not a curated record.